UCUCUCUCUGCCCCGGGCCCUUUUUUCUUUGCAACACCUCCAUAAUAUUCUUCGACUCUCACUUACCCAUUCAAUACUGGCUUGCCUUUUCAUAUUGUGUGGUCGAUCUAUACACCUCACCUUUCCCUUGCUGCAGUUGGAGGGGGAGGCCGGGGAGCUGAUUUCUCUAUAUCUCCCUCUCGCAACCCCACAGAUCACAGCCAGAGAGACAAGCAAGAGUUAGGCUGUCCUACCUGAUCAUAUGCCCCUCCUGCAAUUCUUCGAUCCACAUACAAAUUGAAACAAGAAUCGCUUACCCUGCAAAAAUUUUGUUUCUAUUUAUCUCCUCUUUUCUUGUGCAGCUUGUUAGAUAGCAGUGGAUGUCAUGGAAGAUACAAGCUAGCAGCAGCAGAGAGAAGGAAAGAAAAUUUCCUUCAACAUACUCUUCAUCCUUUCUUCAUCAGAUCAUCAGAUCUAUCCUCUCUGUGACCUCAAAGAGGUGAGGUAUCUCAGGUAAUAACUUCGUAGUCCGCCGGAAAUGGCAUCCCCGUCGAGCACCAGCAACAACUCCGCCGUCUCCCCGGUGGCCGCGUCGGGGACGACGACGCCAGGUGCCGGGGCGCCGUGCGCGGCGUGCAAGUUCCUGCGGCGCAAGUGCCUGCCGGGGUGCGUGUUCGCGCCCUACUUCCCGCCGGAGGAGCCGCAGAAGUUCGCGAACGUGCACAAGGUGUUCGGCGCCAGCAACGUCACCAAGCUGCUCAACGAGCUGCUGCCGCACCAGCGCGAGGACGCCGUGAGCUCGCUUGCCUACGAGGCCGAGGCGCGCGUCAAGGACCCCGUCUACGGCUGCGUCGGCGCCAUCUCCUUGCUCCAGCGCCAGGUCCACCGCCUCCAGAAGGAGCUCGACGCCGCGCACGCCGAGCUUCUCCGCUACGCCUGCAACGAUAUGGGCAUCCCCACCGCGCUGCCCGUCUCCGCCGCCCCCAGGCUCUCCACGGCAAUGCCGAGACCCGGCCAUCUCGCCGCGGCCACCGUCGCCGCCAUGUACAGCGGCCGGAGGCUCGGGGUCGUCGACGGCAUAGCGCCGCCAGCUGGCUGCUACUUCACGCGGAACAACGUUAUUAGCAGCCCAGGCGCUGAAGUGGCACCCGUGCUGCCUUACGCUUCCAUGGCUAAUUGGGCCGUGAAUGCCAUCAGCGCCACCACGACCGCCACCUCCGGAUCGGAGAGCAUUGGGAUGGAUCACAAGGAAGUAGGAGACAGCAGCAUGUGAAGCGCCACGAAUAUGGUUUAAUUACUCCUGGUUAAGAUGUGGAGACAUGCAUGUACUUAAGUCUUUAAUGAUCUGGGAAGAAUACUUAGUGAAGGAAGCUUCAGGGAAAUGGGGAUGGAGUCCACAUUCUCAGGUUGAUUAAGAGCUAAGGAGCAAUCUAUCUAUUUAUCUAUCUUUCUCUAUAUAGCCGACAUGAAUUAUAUGUAUCUGCGUCCCUUUUUGCAUGUUGUGCAAGCCAUACUUUGGAGUACUAAAUGUAAUCGAAUCGAGAUCUUGAUCUCCCUUCUUUUCAUGAUUAAUUCGAUCGUUUUCGCAGGAUC
Messenger RNA from Phragmites australis (common reed), 1572 nucleotides. Its product is annotated as LOB domain-containing protein 6-like. The transcript has 3 exons. Bases 518 to 1252 code for a protein of 244 amino acids. Lineage: Eukaryota; Viridiplantae; Streptophyta; Magnoliopsida; Poales; Poaceae. The record is from RefSeq and is a predicted model, not a curated record.